GUUUUGAUGAGUUCAAUCGUAUCAACAUUGAAGUAUUGUCUGUGGUAGCUCAGCAAAUUUUAUCAAUUCUCUCCGCUCUUGCCAGUGGUCUCUCACGUUUUGUAUUUGAAGGAAGAGAAAUCAACCUUGUAUGGUCGUGUGGUAUCUUUAUUACUAUGAAUCCAGGUUGGUAGGAUUCUCAUUUUACACAAUGCGAUUUUGUAUUUUAGAGCUACUCCGCCUAAUAAUAUUUGGUGGAUAACGUCAUCUGACGAUGAACUGAGUAUAUACACGUCAUUGACAUUUAGCAAAAUCUUAAGCCACCUCGACCACUGAGCUCCAUAUAUAUCUGGAGCGAGAACUUGAGUCCAAAAAGUGAAGCCACCGCGCAGACAAAAACAAUAGAAAGGGACUGGAACUGACGUCCAAUAGCUCCUGCAAUUUCCGCCAUCUUGGCAAGGAGUGUGCCGAAAUGUCGUAUUUUGAUAUCGAUUUAAAGAAUAGCACUAUGGUUUUAUGAACUGAGUUGGUUAGCGAUACGGUCCGUUAGAAAAAACUGGAAUUAGCUGGGAAAAAAUAUAUAAAAACUGUUUACGACCUUCAGAGCUAUUGGACGUCAAUGGCCGCCAUCUUGGCUUCACAUUUCUUAUAGGCCGAAUGACUGAAGUUCUUGCUCCAGAUAUAUGGAGCUCACUGGCCUCGACAAAUCGCAAAAUGUACUGGGAAGAAAUGUCAGGAGCUUGUGUUUAAGCCCUGAUCAAACGCGAACGCAAGCCAUCGCAAGUAAACUUGUACUAACUUGCACUGAAUUGCGAUGGGACCGAUCAAACGAUACGCAAGUUAUCGCAACAAUUCGCAAUAUUUGGCCUGCGUACGGGUAAUUUUGUAAUAUUGCAAAAAUGUGAACAAAACAUGGCCGCCAUUCAAACCCAUUUAAAACGAAUGUCAAAACUUUUGAAAAUGCCAUGUAAAAUGAAGCGAAAAGCUGCCAUAUCAUUGUGUUAUUUUCUCUACUUGAUGAAGACGAAACGUCUCUUGGAAACGUGGAAAAACAAGAUAAUGGAUUAAGCGAAGACCAGAAAAAGGUCAUUUUUAUAACAGCGUGAGAGAGCAGGGAACUAGGGACUAUGGUUUCCUUUGGUUUCCAUGGAAACUGGUGUCAAAAAACUUGCUUGAACUUGCACUUCGUCACAGAAUAAGAAGGUACAGCAGAAGCGUCACUCGGGUCGGUUCCCUUAUUGUUUUACGUCCACGAAAAUUUUAACUCGCUCACGCCAUCCUGGCUAGUACAACCGGAAGUUUUUAUCAGGUUUUGGUAGGUAGAAAGUGCCGGUUGUACUAGCCAGGAUGGCGUGAUUGAUGACGAAUCGCUUGUAAAAACGCGGACAAAUAUUUGCUUGAGUGACGCUUCUGCUGUACCUUCUUAUUCUGUGACUUCGUGAUCAAACGUAUCGCAAGUGCUCGCAAGUUUAAAAAAGCUUGCGAUGAAGUUUGAACCAGCUCAAAUCAUUCGCAAGUCAACGCAAGUUGGUGGUCAAACGAGGCGCAAGCAAGCGCAAGCCAAAACUUGCGAUGACUUGCGUUCUCGUUUGACCAGGGCUUAAGUCUUAUUCUUCUGAACGUUAACAGCAAAGGCAAUAAAACAAACGACAAAAAAACAAACAACCAGGCAAACAAAUCAAGCAACAAACAAACAAACAAACAAACAAACAAACAAACAAACAAACAAACAAACAAACAAACAAACAAACAAACAAACAAACAAACAAACAAACAAACAAACAAACAAACAAACAAAGUUAACAAACAACCAAAUAAGCAAACUAGCAAUAUAUUAGCAAGACAAGAAAUAAUUCAGAAAAUAAACACACUUUCCGUGGCUGACAAAUGUAACUUAAUUUAGGUUAUGCUGGUCGUACUGAGCUUCCAGACAACUUGAAAAGUAUGUUCCGACCAAUAUCUAUGGUUGUCCCAGAUUCUGCCAUGAUUGCUGAGAUUAUUUUGUUUGGUGAAGGUUUCAAUAAUACCAAGGUUUGUCAACAUAUAGUAAACGAAUGUUUGCGCAAUGUUUGUGAUUGUAUGCCACUGAGGUGACUAAACUUUUUAAUACAUGUAAAACUUCUUCAAAGCAAUCUUUACGCCCAAACCUUAAACCAACGUAUAAAAAACGGUUUGAUAUUGUGUCUGCCGUGUUUUACCAGAAACGAACAUCCUUUAAAUAUGCAUUUUUGUUUUUGACCACAUGUUGAAGACUUAAAUUUGUCAUCCAACAUGGUGGCCAGAACCAAAAUACGUUUAAAUACUUUAAAGUCGCUAUUCUUCCUAAAACUCAACGCGAACAAUAUCAAACCGUUAGCUGGCAUAUUUCACGAGGUUUUAAUGUAAAAUAUUGUGUUGAAAAAGAUUUGCAUACGAAAAGAUUUACAUUUAUUUAGUCACAUGACCAAGUAUGUUUUCCCUGGUUUAUAAAUCCACACGUACUAUUUUAAGCAGACUAAGGUGGCGUGACAUCUAAUUGGAUUCGAACCCUUCGUCAGGAGGUUGUUACUAUACAUACAGACAUUAGGACUUUCGGCGAUAAACACUUGGUGAAAUGCUGUUUUUGGACCAGGAACUGGUCCCCAUUCACUGCUAAUGAUAAUCGUGUCGUUGUCGUUGUUGUUGCUGUUGCUGUUGUUGUUAGGGGGCGACACUCUAAUAGUUGCUCUUGUUGUUAAGGGGCGCGACGUCCAUAAUACUACCCGCACUAAUUACGUCACGUAUUUUGCAUAUAUAGAAAUCACCCUUUUGUUGUAAACACCCAAACUUCAUUACCUCUGGGAGUUUAGAAUGCAUUGUAAUCGUACGUCUACGUCUCUAUACCAGCAUGUUAAAACUGCAUAAAUUGUACAUGAAAUUUCUAAUUGAAAGUUAAAACGACUUAAGAUUAGUCCCGUUGACUCAGUUCGAUUAAAAAUGGUUCAACUGCAUGACUAUACAGAGCAAAGAGUUUUGAACAAUACCAAAAACAUUUAAAUAACUUCCCGUGCGUAAAAUUCGAUUCAAUUGUAUUUACGCACCCAUGGGUUCAGUAUAGGACUCAGACAUUCAAAUUAUAACAAUUAAUAAGUAAUUUCUAAAGUCACUUUUUAUUUUAAAACGUUUUCGCUUUGUCCAAAUAUUUUAACGCCCGAGUCAAGCAAAACGAUUACACUAAUAAACGGUUUGCUUUUUUAUUUUAAAUUCCAGAAGCAGAAGUUUAUGCACCUGUGGGAUCAACUUAGUGCUAGGGCAUUCAAAUUAUAACAAUAGAAUAAUUUCUAUAGUGUACUGUACAGGGUGUAUAAAAAAAAGGAGACCUUUAGAAAUCAAGCAUAUUGUUAAAAUUUGAAUGCUUUUUCAAUUGCGCAUAUGCUGAACCGUAGUGCGUGAAAUAUUGAUGGGGUGCAUAUAUUAGAAAAAGGAGACCUUUAGAAAUUGAAAUAACGUUUAAACAAAAGAUUGUCUGCUCCUGGGAACAAUCUGCCAUGCAUACUGUACGACUGUACGUAGAUCGCAUGUUACGCACUCGUGGGCUUAGCAAAGUGCUCCAGGAUUCAAAUUAUAACAAUGGUUGAUUUCUAAAGGUCUCCUUUUUCUAAUAUAUGCACCCAUCAAUAUUUCACGCACUAUGGUUCAGCAUAUGUGCAAUUGAAAAGGCAUUCAAAUUUUAACAAUAUGCUUGAUUUCUAAAGGUCUCCUUUUUUUUUAUACACCCUGUAUAGCACAAUGGCAUACAUUUUUUUAUGCAGGUUUUAGCAAAGAAAGUGCAUACAUUAUAUUCGCUGGCAGUUCAGCAAUUGUCAAAACAAGAUCAUUAUGAUUUUGGUCUGAGAGCAUUGACUUCAGUUCUGCGUUACGCUGGUAGAAAGAAGAGAUCAAAUCCUGACAUGUCCGAUGAAGAGGUAAUAGAUUAAUACUUCAUGUUAAAUCUGAAUGUUGUAUCGCACACUGCACAUGCACAAAUCUGUCCUGUCUUCUGAUCAAGCCGUAGACGAUUGAGAGGAAUUCUCGAUUGUCUGUGAUCAAGGUAUGAAAAUCGAUGUUGAAAGAUAAAGCGUAUAUUAAAUCUUCGUUCAAAUGCCAUAACAUCUUUACAAAACAAGAAAUUGCAAACCGGACGAAACGUUACGACCCUGUAAUUAUAAGAUAAAUUAUUACAAAAUUAUAAGAAAUUUCAAACAAUGUUUUUUUAAGGUUUGUUUGCCCUGAGUGUGUCAAACAAGUCCCUUUCGUCGGUAGAGAGUUUGGCAACUGUCAACAUUACUGACGUUUUUGUAUACGAACAAAAGCAUACAUGCAUGCAUUGCUAACCUUUAUUUGCCACUUAAAGUACUUAAUAUCUUUCUUUACAAACAACUCGUAAGUGGCAAUAAUCAUGUGAAUUCAUAUAAAACACCCCCAUGUCUUCGAACGUUUUAACCGUUAAAGCGGAUCUCCACAAGACGAUUUUUGAGGCGCGAUUUUUAUGACGAUCGUCAUAUCGCCGUUUUCGCGAUCGAUCGUCACGAUCGCCGUUUUCCACUGGGCGGAAUUAGGGAGUUUACGCAUGUAAGACGGCGACGUCAGGACGACGGCUAUCAAUACAAUGACAUUAAUCCUAUAGCACAAAAGAAAUGAAUAAUUAAAAGUUUUAGUAGGGGUUUUAGACGUCGUCCAUACUCUGUUGACAACCGCAAAAGGCAUAUUUCCACGUCCUGAAAAGUACGCUAGCGUUUCACGGCGUAACAGGUAGUUUUUCUAGCAGAGUUGAUCAAAAUUGCUCUGAAGGUUAAAGCUCUGUUUUACCCGUUCGAAACUAUUUUAAAUUCAUACGAAAGAAAAUACAAGACAAGAUUUCCAUACAAUCAUAAAAUUUCAAAUAGUCUGUUUAGCCGUCGUCCUGACGUCGCCGUCUUACAUUCGAAAAUUCCCUAUAUUUUGCGCGCGGAGCGGAAUUUCUCUUUGUCUUUUCUAAUUAGUUCCACCCGAGAAAUCACAAGACAAAGAAAAAUUCCGCUCCGCGCGGAUUAUCCCUCCUAGUGGAAAACGGCCUUUAGAGAAACUAGCAGCAAGAAAAAAAGCGCGGAAUCUUAUUGGUUAAAAAUUUGGCGAUCGUCUGGCGCUCGAAGAAAAGUAGAACUCAAUCCUACUUUUCGUCGAGCGCUAGACGAUCGCUCUUCGAAUAUUUUUUUCAACUGCGCAUGUGUCGCGAAUUGUUUUGACGAUCGUCUCAAAAAUCGUCUAGUGUGGCUCCCUAGGGUUUUAUUCCCGGGGCUUACGUUCUUCGUAUAUAUAUAUAUGUAAAGUGUUGCGUGCAUGUAUUAACUUCAAAAUACGAACGAACAAAUGUGUGAACUUUGCUUUAGUUAAAAUCAUUAAAAGAGUUCGAAAAGCCAGAACGAUACUUGGACGUGAUGUUUUAGAAUAAGAUAAUGUAAAUUUGUUUUUUCAAGCGGUAUUCUGGACGUUUUUGACCGCCGUACGCGAGGGUCGCAUCGCGAACAUAGGGAUACGAUACUUAUAAAAUAAAGAUGACUUAAAUAAUGAGCCCUCUACGAGUGAAAUGAGCAGGGUCGAAACUCCACAAACAUACCACCAUAAAAACUGAAAUUUGAACGGGCUUUUUACGAAAAUAUCGGACAAAAACAUAGCACUAACUCGUGCGGGACGAAUUUUGACAAACAUUUUCAAAUUAAUACCAACAAGUCAUAACCAGUGAUUACCUAAAUAUCUUUGCCAAUUUUACCAUUAACCGACACAGUAAAACAGUAUAUCAAACAUAAUUUAUAUUUUGUAAUUUAAAAAAAGAAUCAUGCCUUGUUGCUUACGAAAUACAUGUACACGUCAGAUGUGAUAAUUGUUCUCGUCACAUCUCGUAAAAAAUGCCAAAAUUAAACCUAAAUUUCUCCCUUUUCCUUCGGUAAUAUUUUUUAAAACUUUGCACAUUUCUUAAUAUCGGCACAACAAGUGCAAUAUCAACCUCGUACUCAGGAUCUUCCCUGGGAACGAGGUUGGUGCAAUAUCCUUUUUUCUUAAAAUUCUAUCGAAGGGAAAAUUUUUAAUAUUGAUUUUUGACGUUUUUUAAAUUUUCUAAGAAACGUAUCGAUAGAUUUUUUUAAAAUUGAAGAAAAAAAAUCAUACCAGUAUUUAUAUCUUUUUGCAAAGUUUCAAAAAAAUUACCGAAGGGAAUUUUUAAAUGGCCUGAAAAAGACAAAUUUUGAGCUUUAUUCUAAGCAUGCUGUUGCCAUGGUAACAUACUUUCAACACAAAAAUAGCAAAUUGCAAUGUUCAGGAGAGCAUUGUCAAUUUGUCCAAUAAAUUUCGUCUUCAUGUCAUGUAAAGUGAAGAAACAGGAGUCUCCUGGAUACUGUAGUGUCGUAAUGCAAAAACCCUAGGGAGCCACCUUAAGCCACUAAGCCUGAUUAUGAUCGAGCCGCGAAAAUGAUGUAAAUCACGUAGCAGUUCGUAGCAGUUUGAACAACUGCGGCGCACCAGAAUGCUCAAGAGAAUACAAUUUAUAAUCACCCUUGACUUGGAGAGUAAAUUUGGAGAGUAAAUUACGUCUUCACUGACGUUGCCCGGCACUCAGUCCUCUUGGUUCGGUUUUAACCUUCCAUCUUUAGGUUUAUCGCUGACAAUAAUUUCCAGUCAAAAAAUGAAUGACUGACUUAAUAACUGACUGACUGUUACUCCUCUUUUAUGCAGAAUAUAAAACUAAGUUUUCUUGCUGUAGGUUCUCUUACUGUCAAUGCGUGACAUGAAUAUUGCAAAGUUAACAUCUCAAGAUUUGCCACUCUUCCUGGGUAUAGUUCAAGAUCUUUUCCCAGGAAUUGAGGCACCUGUUAUUGAUUAUGGAAAGGUACAUGCAUUAUUUACCUAUCUUCACGAUUUCAAUUUUUCAUUAUAUAUAUACUGCAUGUAGGUGUAUAUAAUGAAACUAUACUUUUGUUUUAAUCAAUUUCAUAUUUACUGUUUUUAGCUCCGAAAUGUGAUUGUGAAGGAAUUAAAGGAGGCUGCCUUACAAGAACAUCCUACAACUGUGUUAAAAAUUAUUCAGCUUUAUGAAACUAAAAACUCAAGGUACAUACUAGUUACUCUGCACAAUGGGGAAAAAUCAGUAAGCGCGCUCUAUAUCAAAAGUCGUGGAUUUCUCAUGCAUUGACUGCUACUUGUCAUUGUACUCGUCGCACAAGAAAUCUGACAAGGUGGUUUAGGAUACAUGUAAAUACCAUAGAAGUAGCUUCACUUGCCCCCGGUAUUAGUUGCAGUUCAAUACAUAACCUACAGACUACCUUUAAAACGUAUUGUUGUGACAUCAUUGUAUGUAUACUCUCUUGUGGAAUGCUCUCGUGGUGUUGAUAAAGUUCUUCCAUUUUUAGACAUUCAACAAUGAUUGUUGGUAAAACUGGUUCUGGUAAAAGUGUAAGUUGGCUGACGCUACAACAAGUUCUGUCUACAAUGAAGAAAGAAGGAGUUGCUGGAUAUAACUUAGUCAAGGUACGUACAUCUUUUGCUCUCCAAAUUAUGUUACCUUUCUGAACGUUCUGGGUAUCGAAUCUAAGGCCCCGCGUUUACACUGUACCGGAUUCGCUGGUCACGACAUCAGUUUUAACAGUCAAUGAAAUAGCUAAACAUUUAUAAUGGUAGUAACAAGCAGAAACUACGGAAGUUAUCGAAAGAGUAAACUUUUGUUGUUAAACGUUAAGCUCCUGGGCAGCAAACGAAGAUGUCGUGACCAGGGAAUUUCGGUACAGUGUAAACGGGGUCUAGGGUCUCUGGUUUAGUCACUUUGAUAUACAGUGUCGUGACCAACCUUGCGUGUGUUGCAAGCACAGACGCCCUGUGUACAAGGGUGUGAUGUGACUACUGAGCUACUGGGAUGCCCAAUUCGAGAUACUAAGAAACGUUGGUCCACGCGGGAUUCCAAGCCAGAUAUGCGACGAACUCGUUACAGGAUUAUGAAACGAUAAAGGCUGAGCAGGAAUUAUGAUAUUAGUCAGAGCACUAGACGUUAAACCUCGACUUAUUUGGGUAAGACAAGUUAUAUAAUAAUUACUAUAGUACACUGCUGAGAACAUCAAGUAACACUAUUUUGUACUUAACUGACUAUGUAGAAACUUCAUAGUUACAUAGAUGAGGUGGACAGGUAUUCUUAGAUUAAAAUAUUGUCAGAGCAGUGAAGAAGUGAUUUUGAGUUUCACGAGAACUUCAACGUUUCGAGCGAAGGUCGUUUGUCGGGACGUUACUGGCGUUGCAACUCUCAUUUUCUCAAAUCUCAUCAAGACUUUUCGAUUCAGAUCUAAUGCAAAAUUCUGCAAAUAAUAGCCUAUCAGGCUUUCAUGGUUGUAAGCAGAUUGCUAAAGCUAUUAUGUAAGGCUUCUUGAAUUUAUUAAGUGGAGACGCCCCCGUCGUCAUGUAAUGUCCGCGACCGCAUGGGCUACUGAAAUAAAGAACUGACAUUUCGCUUUGUUUUUACCAGGAAUAUCCAUUGAAUCCAAAAGCGUUAUCUCUUGGUGAGUUGUAUGGUGAAUUCGAUUUGAAUACAAACGAAUGGACGGAUGGUGUCUUAUCUAGCGUGAUGAGACAAACAUGUUCAGGUGAGUGAAUAUGUUUUCAUAAUGUUUCGUCUGGUGACAUCUGCACCCAUGGUGUGAACAGAAACAUCAUUGAUCGCCGCGCUUCGAAUCGAGUACAAUUACGAGAGCGUGGGGACGAGGUUGGUACAAUUAAGGAUUUGAGAAGUAUAGUAUUUGAAUUUUUUGUCAAAUUCACGAUUUUCUUUAAUAUUGCUCUAGAAGGUAAAUUUCAAGGAAUUGAAUCAACUCCGAAAGUGUUAUUUUGUCACCAAAACGAUGACAGGAUAACACUUUUGGAUUCAACUCCUCGAAAUUCAUGUGCACUCAUAUUCAUACACCAUUCUGAAUAUUUUUGCUCAAGUUCGUUUCCAAGCCCUGCGUAGAGCAGUACAAUUAAUGAAAUAGUUCAACUCUUUUCAACUAAUCAGAAUCUAUAGUGAAUUAGUAAAUAGCAAUAAUUUCCAUGGAAUACCUUCUUCCUUAAGUUGCAUAUACCUUGAGAUUCAUGAAUUUGCUCUGCCCCUGCCUAUGUAUGGAAGUGAUUGGCGACAUUUUGCUAGGAGACAGGCGGCUUCGGUGGCGCAAUCGUCAGAGUAAUCAUCUUUCAUCUCUAUGAUCGUGGGUUCGAUUCUCGCUACGGACUCAUGCAUGACACUUUGUGAAAAAGAGUGAGUCAACGCUCUACCGAAAGUCGUGGGUUCUCCGGGUACUCUGGUUUCCUCCCACAGCGAAUGUUGACAGGGUGGGUUGGGAUUAGCCCCCUAACUGACCCUUCCACCGUAGCUGUGCUCCGUGAUCAGACAUGAGUCAUAGGGUGGCUGCCAUAGGCGCACUUAGAAAGCCUUCGACUCGAUCAGGUUGAGCUGCGUCCCUCGUAAUUCAGCUUAGCUCUCAGCUGCAAGUAAGGAUGAUUAGCACACCCCACUUACUCACUCGAUUGAGACUCUCUGGAAAACGAAACUAUUUCCCUCGAGAGCAGACGUAUAUUAUUUCAGUUGUAUGCACAAAGAGUAAUCAAUUGUUAGUGAGUCAAUUGACUGAUGUUUGUUUUGUUCAUUCAUAUAUAUAUUUCACAUCUAGAUGAAAAGCCUGACGAAAAAUGGAUUGUUUUUGAUGGUCCUGUUGAUACAUUAUGGAUUGAAUCAAUGAACUCAGUUAUGGAUGAUAAUAAAGUACUAACGUUGAUAAAUGGAGAACGUAUUGCUAUGCCAGACCAGGUACGUCCUCCACCAUAAUAUCUAUUGUAAAUGGACCUUUUCAUUAUUAGCAAUGCUUUAUCUCAUUUUGGUCCAAUCGCUCAGACAAAGGCAUCAUACUUCUCAUAGUAAUAACAGUAAUUCGCCGUUACCUAUAUGAAGACGUUACAAAAAUAUUAACUUUGUUGGACCACAGUAAGAUAUGUUAGUAAAGGAUGAAAUGAACUAAUGCCCAACAUCAAUCUAGUUGUACCAACAUCAAUCCUGUUAAUAUUAAUACAUUUUUUAUCUUAAUAUUUGUUUAAAAAAAAUUUAAAAAUUGUUACCAUCCAACAACGCCCCAUGCUACAGGUUGCAGAAUUUUGGCACUCGUUCAGAAAUUCAUCGUCAGUCUAAAUGCCAUUGGAUGAAUUUCAGUAGGAGUGCUGGGGAUUAUAUGCGGCCUUUUCCUUAAAUGACUUUUUCUUCAUGUGCAUGUAGGUUUCUUUGUUAUUUGAAGUAGAAGAUCUCGCAGUUGCUUCCCCAGCUACAGUCAGUCGUUGUGGAAUGGUGUUUAAUGAUAUUGUUGAUCUGGGAUGGCAACCUUAUGUUGAUUCAUGGUUGAGUAGAAGACAAGAUAAGGUUCGUACAAAGAAGAGUCAAAAAAUAUUCUGUGCCCUAAAUGUGUAGUUGUAUGGUGUAGUAGACUGCAGUGAUUAUUACAUGAUUAUUGCACUCUUGGCCCGAUGGUCUCGUUUUCAUGUGGUUAUUGCCUCCUGUUUCAUGCACGAACUAUUUUCCGGUCCAGUUUCAUACUGGAUCAGGAAUUCAGCUUCGCUGAUGAGCGAUCCGGUCCUCUCUUGAACCGGACAACUAACGGUUUUCGCACCAACACAACUUUUAACUCAAUGUAUUGAAUCUUGAUAUUGAAUCUUGAACUAAAAUCUGUAGAAUCUAAACUAAAAUUUAUUUCAAUGUAGAAAUCGAUCGAACAUUUACAGAGGCUGUUUGAUAAGUUUGUGGAAAAUUGUCUUAUUUUCCGUCGUAAAAACUGCAAGGAACCAAUCCCGACAUCAGAACAGAAUUCUGUUGUUUCCUUGUGUGCGUUGUUUGAUGCCUUGGCCACGGAAGAGAAUGGAGUAAGUACAGUGUGGAAUAAAAUUCUGUGAAAUUAUAAAAAAAUAUAGAAUCAACUCGAAUAAUCCUUCAUUGAAAGCAAAGGUGAAAGCUCGAGAUGAACACGUGUGGGGGUGCUUGGGGAAGUCUAUCGCCCUCCUCAACAAGCAUGCUUGCGUUCAUCACAAUCUCUAUGUAGAGGCCUUGGUACGAGGCUGGACUGUAUGAUAUUUUUGUACACUUUGGUUUUGUUAAAGCGACUGAAUAAUUACAUACCUUCGUUAUUCAAGGGCUGAUUUUGAACCCGAGUUGACAUUUCAGUUCGGCUGCUAAUGUGUAGCAGGAAGUUAUAAAUAGGACGUGGACAAAAAGUUUCUUAAGAAAGAAUGUUUAGAAACAAUGCUCGUAACAGCAGUUUAAAAUUUGGCUUUUUAUCUGGGAAUGAUUUUAGGUACAUCCAGGCGAUGAGAACUACCCGCGCAUGAUAGAACUGUGGUUCUUGUUUUCUCUCAUCUGGUCAAUUGGAGCAACUGUGGACGAAGACAGUCGUAAGAAGAUGGACAAUUUCUUAAGAGAACUUGAGGGGCAGUUUCCAAGCAAAGUAAGGAAAUACUUUAAAUGCGCAUGCAUGAUAAGUCAAUGUAUGGGCAUUGUAGUAAAGAAGGAAGAGUGAAUAGGAGGAUCAUGAUACCACACUUCUGCAGCUGAUCUUCCACAGCGGGCUCGUAAAAUUUUGUUGACUAGUUGAGGGCAAAAACAUUUUUAUGACUCUUGACGAAAUUCGUGGACCCUGACAAUCGAUGCAUGGUUUUAUUGUUCUUAGCCUCUUCCGCUGCAUGGCAACUCUGGUAUCUAUUGAUUUCAGUCAAAACGUCAGAAUUAACAAAAAUUUGACCAAGUAGCUAAUCUACACUUACCAAUUACUCCAAGUCCGCGCGUUCUAUUAUAACUCUACAACGUCGUCAACUCAGGUUUUGAUUUGUUUUAUUCAAUGCUACUUCUUAAUCGUUGUUUUCUCAGGAUACCGUAUAUGAAUAUCAUGUUGAUAUAAAGCAACACACGUGGGCCUCUUGGGAAGAUAAACUAAGAAGUGGUUGGAGAUAUAAUCCCAGGUUAGUUCGUACUUGGGCGUAGACUAAUUCUUGUAUACAUGAAGCUGGCAGUGGGGAUUAGCCCAUAGCCCAUGUGUGCUCCAAAUACGUUACUGCCGUACAAAUUCAAGUUGUUUAUUCCUUUAGUGAGCCAUUUUACAAAAUCACAGUACCAACCGUGGACACAGUACGAUAUGAUUUCCUAGUGUAUAACCUCAUCAAAGCUCAUCGACCUGUCUUACUAACCGGACCUGUUGGUACUGGUAAAACUUCAGUUGCUCAGGGUGUGCUAUCACGACUGGAUCCGAAGACUUACUCUUUCUUAACUGUCAACAUGUCUGCUCAGGUACGAUUAUACACCGGUCGUGAUUCAAAAAGAGAUAUUUAGUAUACUAGUAUACCUGUUAAAAAGGGCCUCGACAUGUCUUCUCAUGUAUGAUAAGCUUAGCUACAUGAUAAAAUUUACACGUCAAGGGAUCUACACCGCGGUUGAAAGCCUGGCUUCAAGUAAAUCGCAAGAAUCGCAGAGAUACGCAGGUUACAAUCGGUGUGGUUUUUCGAUUACGAUUGUGAUCCGUACCAUUCUUGUUGUCGACUAUAAGGUCCUGCUGAUCAUUUAUGCAUGAACUUGUGUUGCAUCAUUAAGAGGGACCUGGGCUAAGCAUAUCUACUCAAAAUCGUCCGUCAUUUUCGCUAGCUUCUUAAAAUCGGCUCCGGGGGGGUAUAUGUGUGUGUGUGUGUGGGGGAGUUGAUGUCAAGUCUCUUUCAUGUCAGCAUUCCCACGAUCCCAUCUCCAUUGAAUGCAACGCGUGCCAUUUCAUCUUCACUCUCAUCUCACCCCAGUUACUUAGACUCUACCACUAAACUCUACUUUUUACAAUUAGACUACUUCAAACAAUGUUCAAGAUAUCAUCGAGAGUAAAGUGGAGAAAAGAACAAAAGGUGUGUGAAGUUCUGAAAGUGUUUUUGCAUGGUACACCACUUUUUAGUGAUCAGAAAGAAGUCCUAACGUGCUAUUUGGAAGAAAAAGUACAACGGGAAUUACCUUCGUGUAUAUAAUAUAAAUCAAGUAUUAAAUAAUUGAAGAAUUCUGAAUUACGUUUAUUUCAGGUGUCUACGUCCCUAUCGGCGGUAAGCAGUUGCUGACGUUUCUGGAUGACUUCAACAUGCCUGCAAAAGAUACAUUUGGGUCACAACCUCCGCUCGAACUGAUCAGGCAGUGGGUGGAUUAUGGAUUUUGGUACGAUAGAUUGAAACAGACUGUAAAACAUGUCAAGGUAAGGCGUCAAAAAAUCACUACUUUAAGUUUUAACAGAUUGUUGACACUAUGAAGUGAAGUAUCGUAAGUUUGAACAGAGUACUGUAAACGUCCUUCACAUACUUUUGUAAGCACUUCAUGACAAAGUUUGAUUUACGCGAGAUGAACUUAACUCAGCUAAAGCAAUUAUGGUUUUUGGUCGAAACCUGUUGUAUUUCACUGUAGUUGAGUAGUUCUUUAUACUGUACUCUAGUUCUCGCAGGAGGAUAAAGACAGAUAAUAUCAUGCAUGCAUGAAGAAGCAUGAGAAAGGAAUUACACUAAUUUUACAAAUAAACAAAAACGCUGUUUUAUUAAUCAUUUCUAUUGUACUAUAAAAAAGGGAUUUGGUCAUUAUAUUAAGUAAACAUGGUUCUAGUAUCAGUGUUUUAUCUACUUGUACUAGAAAGGUAUUUGGUGAACAUAAUCAUGGUUGGAUAUUUUUAGGAUAUGCAUUUACUUGGUGCUAUGGGUCUACCAGGUGGUGGGAGAAUGGUCAUAUCUCGUCGUUUACAGAGCAGGUUCAACUUGAUCAAUAUGUGUUUCCCACAGGUACCAUUUUGUUCUAGAUUAUGUUUCGUCUGUCUACACACAUUGCAUAACGUUAUGUAUAAACUAGAUAAAAUUAUUCACCAGGGAAUUCACUCGGAAACAGAGUAGGUACAUAGUUAGCGCUACAGGUACAAAAUAUCUUGUAGCCAGACUAAUUUGUUGUAUAAUUUUCUGUAACAUUGGCAGACUCUUGGGUGUAGUUAUCCUCGAGGUUAACAUAAUGCAGUUCUUCUCUGCAGAUGGGUAGGGAUUCAAUUACAUCCCACCUCCUUUUUCUCUAACAACAAUUCUGUAUUACAAUUCUGCAUUGUUUAUCCUUCAUUAUAUCUCUUGUGUUAGGAAAGUCAAAUCAAAAGAAUAUUUGGUACAAUGAUCAAUCAAAAGCUACAAGAUUUUGAAGAGGAAGUCAAGCCACUGGGUGACAUAAUGACACAGGUACAGAGUGUAUUUCAAAACCGUAUAACCUAUUCUAUAACUCCAGUUUACAAAAUUUGCAAAUCAAUUGAGCGUUGAUCCUUUAAAACGGUUGAUUGUUUAAUUGUUACAAUCUGAGAUGAAAACUCUAGCCAGCUGGUAGUACUAUAAUUGUACAACACGGACGUACAUGCUAAAUGUCACUUGUAUUUCGUGUUGAUGAAUAAUUUCCCAUAAUUCAUAAUGUAUAAAUUAGACGUGAAUGCUAUUUGGUGACAAAGUGUACCUGAAAUUUAUAUAAAUCAGAUAUCCUUCACGGUCAAGAUUUCCUUGGUAUUUUUUCAUGAAUUAUUAUUGAGAAUUGCAAGUUUUUAUGUGUCAUAUUUGUAUAGUUUUUAAUGUUUUAUUCUUUUGAAGGCCACCAUCGACGUGUAUAAUACAAUUGUAGCCAAAAUGCUGCCGACCCCAACGAAAAUCCACUACCUGUUUAACUUGCGAGAUAUUUCAAAGGUAAAUAUUUGAAAUGUUAGUUGAUAUUAAUGGCGGCAUCUCUUUGUAACCUGAACAGAGAGGUUAGUUUAUGUUUUUGAUUAGAACGGUUCAAACAGUUCAUCGUGUUUAUGAUGUGGUGUAAUAGUCAUUUAUUUUAUCGCAGGUGUUUCAAGGUCUUCUUCGUGCAAGAAAAGAUUUUCAAGAUACAAAGCCAAGUAUGACCAGACUGUGGGUCCAUGAAUGUUUCAGGUACAUUUUAGUUCUCUUUUAAUUCCAUAGAAUAUUACAGUCAACUUUGGUAUAAAAUCAGGUCAGAGUUGGAAAUAUGGAAUAUUUUUCUCAACUGUUUAUUGGAUUGUAGAAAACGUUGAGUAUAAGAAAGGAUAGAUUUCCUGAUAUAUGAAAAUUAUUUUCGUGCGAAAAGAAUUGAAUUGCUAUUGAUAGAAAGUAAGAAAUCAUAGCCAUAGACAAAUUCCCAAAGCUCAUGCAUUGUAGUCGUGAAAGAUUUGCACUAUACCCUUGGGAUCUAUGAGUUAUAUUUUUUAGACAAUUAGAUCCAUUUUGUUUAUCGCUCCCUACACUACUGGAAUCCAACACUCAAGUUAUUUAUAACUAUAUAUUCGAACAUUUUCUCGCUUGUAUAGGGUGUUUUCAGACCGUCUAGUCGAUGAAUAUGAUAAAGAGUCCUUCAUUACUUUAAUCAGUGAUAAACUGGGAACAUUGUUUGAUCUGACAUUUCACAAUCUUUGUCCUAACAAACAACCUCCGAUAUUUGGUGAGUUAAAUAUCAAAAAUCUGUAUGAUUAUCAGGUUUUCACUAGUUGAAUGUGUCAAAAGCGAAACGUCUCUUGUGCGGCAAUACAAUUGGCAUAGGUUUGCAAAAAUGAUUCAAAGAUCAUUUUAUAAAUUGCUCAUCAUCUAUCGUACUUUGUGUUACUCAUUGGUUAUUCGUGGUUCUAUAUUUGUAUUAUAUCUAUAUGUAUUUUCCGGAUAUUGCAUGGAAAUCCGAAAAUCCGAGAUCCAAGUUGCAGGGGUCGUAACAAAACUUAAAAAUCAUUGAAGAUCCUUGAAUAUGGAAAGUAAAAUUCGAGACCUUAAAAGUCCUUGAGUUUAUAAAGAAGUACUUGAAAGUCCUUAAAUUGUUCUUGCUUUAGUGGAUAUUUUCUGAAAUUGUUUGGCAUUAAGAAUUGGGUCAUUUUGUAAGUUGAUUUUGUUCCAACCUCGUAUCCAGGGUUCUCUUUGUGCUGGCCGGCCAGCACAAAGAGAACCCUGGGUACGAGGUUGAUUUUGUUCAUGUCUUACAAUGGCCAAAGCUGUUCGAAAUUCAUUAACGUUGCUGUUUGAACAGUUUAACGUCACUUUUUACUGUCGAUUUCUACGCCUUCUUUUCAGCCUUGAAUUUCCUGAUACAUGACCUUGAAAGUCGUUGAAAAAUCCUUGAACUUAACCCUUCCUGACCUGUACGAACCCUGAAGUUGAGAUUUAAAAUUCUGAGAUGAUCUAGAAAUUUGUAAUAUAUGCCGAGGUAGCUGAGAAGCAUGACAAUCUCUAGUGUACCUUUUGGCAAAAAAUAUAAGAAUUGCUUUGUUGUGUAGGAAACACCACUGGUUAUUUUAUUUUGCAAAGCUUCGAUCUGUAAAAUCGAAUAUUUAUCAAAAUUGUUUGAUAUGAAAAUCCGUGCAUGCAUGCUGAUAGAAAUCUAGUGCGUUUCUACUCCAUGUUUAAGACGACUUUAAGGAGAUUAGGUUUGAAAGAAGAAAUUUGCGUCACAAAUCUGUUAUAUUAUCCAGGUGACUUUAUGAAGGAUGGUGAAGUUUAUGAAGAUCUAUCAGACUUUGGUGCAUUAAAGAAAUAUAUGGAAGAUCAACUGGAGGAUUAUAAUAUGGAACCUGGUGUCAUUCCCAUGAAUCUCGUGCUCUUCAGAGAUGCUAUAGAACACGGUUAGUGCAUUUGCAUUGAUAUCUGUGUAAAAAUACUAAUAAACGGAUAUUCUCACAUCCUGUUGAAAGAAUUUUCGUUUCACAGUCUGUGGUUAAUGUGCAUUUCGCCGGCUUCUUUUUAUUAUUUCACCUCGGAGUGUUUUCUUUGAGAGUACAAAACACACCGAGUUUCCUCUGAUACUCCGGUUACCUCUUGUAGUAAUAAUGGAACUCAUAGGAAUGACCAGGGCACAUUUAAUAUUACUUAGUGCCUGCAAGUAGAAUUCAGACUUUCGUAAUGUGGCUGCACAAAUGCAUCGUAUUUUAGGUUUUAGGAACUAAAUAUUGUCAGAAUUUUAAAAUACUAUCUAAUAGGGUCUACACAAAUUCAAAAAUUGAUAAAGCUUUCAGAAUUGAUAAAGCUUUUGAGUAUAAACAAGCUAGUUUAGUUUACUGUGUUUCUUCUCCUUACUUUUCUCUUCCUCUCUGUAGUUUCCAGAAUCGUCCGUGUUAUUGGAAAGCCACGUGGCAACAUGUUGUUGAUUGGGAUUGGUGGGAGUGGAAGACAAAGUUUAACAAGAUUGGCGGCUUACAUGAUUAGUUAUAAAGUUUUCCAAAUUGAAGUGACAAGAAAUUACAAAAAAGCGGAGUUUAGAGAUGGUAAGAACCAGGCUAGAUCUGGGACCUCUAUUUGCGGUUUAGGUCAUUUUGGUUUUGGAAUGCGUUGAUAUCGUGGAAAACGGGUUCGCCCUGUCACGUCCUGUUUCCCCCACUCCCCCUUUUCAAUGUUGCAGGUUGAAUGGUUUUAAUUACAAUCAAUUACAAUUACAAUGUCCAGUGUCCACAUACAUAAUUUCGGCUUUAAUUGUAAGUCCUUGGAAACGCGAACUCUCCGGACGAACGGUCUUGGCUCGAAACGUCACAAUUUCUGCUUAUUACAUCACUUCCUAAUACCUCUGUUUCUAUACUUUCUCAUACCAAUAGAUUUAAAGAAGUUGUACUUCAUGGCUGGAGUGGAUUAUAAACCGACGAUAUUUCUCUUCAAUGACACUCAAGUACUAGACGAAUCUUUCCUGGAAGAUAUAAAUAACAUUCUAAGCAGUGGCGAAGUCCCAAAUUUAUAUAAACCUGACGAAUUUGAGGAGGUUAGUGUUAUACUGUAUAAACUGUGAUUUUGUAUUAUUUAUUUAAACCUAGUACCCCUAUCUGGGGCAUAGGCUGUCAACAUUCCAUCCAUCUCUUCCUGUGUCUUUUCCUUAGGUCUAUAUCCCACCUUCUUUGUGUCUAGGAGGUGUUGGGUGGCGGUCAAUUCUCCGUUUGCCAUGAGUAUGUCUAGAGAGUGUUCGAGCCAUCUUCUUUUCCUUAUUUCUGCUGAGGUGUGGUUGGUGCGUUGAUUGUGUUGGGCCAGCGUGUGUAGGGGAUCUUCCUCGGAUAGGCGAAGGUCUAGAUUUUCUUCACGGCUGUCACUUUUAUGAAUCGUGCCAGUAAGUUUCGUGAACUAAUGUUUAAUUCUUAUUGGCAAGGUACGAACCGCGAUCUCCGAAGCAGCAAAGAACGAUGGUAUUGCAGAUACUCCAGAAUCAAUGUUCGCUUAUUUCAUUGAAAGAGUUCGAAGUAACUUACAUAUUGUUUUAUGUAUGAGUCCUGUUGGUGAUCCUUUCAGGUAACUACUACAGGAUAUAUGUAAAUAUAAUACUGGAUGUUUGAAGGUUUGCACGACAUAUAUAUAUAAUACUUCUCAAGGCCAUUUACACUUGCAAGUCUUGCUGCGAUUUUAAGUGCGAUUUUCUUCUCUGAUGUAUUGGAACGAGUGGAUGAGUUAGGAAUGUUAUAGAUGAGUGUACAUAUACUCAGAACAUUCAUAACUUAUUUACUCGUUCACAUCCAUCAAAAGAAGAAAAUCGCACUUAAAAUCGCAGCACAAAUUGCAAGUGUAAAUGGGCCUUUGUACAACCAUGCAGUCUUACAUAUUGUUUUAUGUUUGGGUCCUGUUGGAGAUAAUUUAAAAAUAAUACAGGAUGUUUGAUACUAGACGUCCGCAGGUUACACGACAUACGCCUAUACUGCAUCCUGUCCCACUGCCAACUGAUUGGCUAGACAAAGUUUUAACAUCUCAUAAGUAGUACUCAUCUUGAUGACGGGGACACUUUUGCAGGGAGAUUACAGUAUGAUAAUCGAAAAAAUUCAUAGAUAUGUUUGAAAAAUGUAGUAUAGGAAAAUCGUGAUAUUUUUGUUUCAGGAAUCGUAUACGAAUGUACCCAGCAUUUGUGAACUGUACAACAAUUGAUUGGUUCAGUGAAUGGCCAAAUGAUGCUUUGCUUGAAGUUGCUGAGAAAUAUUUAGAGCCAAUGGAACUUGGAGAUGACGAGGUAAUUAUUGCUUUAUCACGAGCAAUUUCAUAAUUAAACACAAAGUAUUGGAGUUCAGAGCUUCGACUCGUAAAUAUGAGAGUGCCACUAAAUUGUAGAAGGAUUUUGUAGAUGGAAAUUUCGAGAAAUCUCUGAAUUUUUACAUUUAUUAGACCUAACCAGGGCAGUUGCUCCUGGUUAGGGUAGUUGUUCCUGGUUAGGGUAGUUGCUCCUGGUUAGGUCAGUUGCUCCUGGUUAGGUCAGUUGCUCCUGGUUAGGUCAGUUGUUCCUGGUUAGGGCAUUUGCUCCUGGUUAGGGUAGUUGCUCCUGGUUAGGUCAGUUCCUGGUUAGGUCAGUUGCUCCUGGUUAGGGCAUUUGCUCCUGGUUAGGGUAGUUGCUCCUGGUUAGGUCAGUUCCUGGUUAGGUCAGUUGUUCCUGGUUAGGGCAUUUGCUCCUGGUUAGGGUAGUUGCUCCUGGUUAGGUCAGUUCCUGGUUAGGUCAGUUGCUCCUGGUUAGGUCAGUUACUCCUGGUUAAGGCAGUUGUUCCUGGUUAGGUCAGUUGCUCCUGGUUAGAGAAGUUGUUCCUGGUUAGGUCAGUUGCUCCUGGUUAGGUCAGUUGCUCCUGGUUAGGCCAGUUGCUCCUGGUUAGGGAAGUUGUUCCUGGUUAGGGCAGUUGCUCCUGGUUAGGGAAGUUGCUCCUGGUUAGGGAAGUUGCUCCUGGUUAGGGAAGUUGUUCCUGGUUAGGUCAGUUGCUCCUGGUUAGGUCAGUUGCUCCUGGUUAGGGAAGUUGCUCCUGGUUAGGUCAGUUGCUCCUGGUUAGGUCAGUUGCUCCUGGUUAGGUCAGUUGCUCCUGGUUAGGUCAGUUGCUCCUGGUUAGGGAAGUUGCUCCUGGUUAGGGAAGUUGCUCCUGGUUAGGGAAGUUGCUCCUGGUUAGGUCAGUUGUUCCUGGUUAGGUCAGUUGUUCCUGGUUAGGUCAGUUGCUCCUGGUUAGGUCAGUUGCUCCUGGUUAGGGAAGUUUUCCUGGUUAGGUCAGUUGCUCCUGGUUAGGGCAGUUGCUCCUGGUUAGGGCAGUUGCUCCUGGUUAGGUCAGUUGCUCCUGGUUAGGUCAGUUGCUCCUGGGUAGGUCAGUUGCUCCUGGUUAGGGCAGUUGCUCCUAGUUAGGGAAGUUGUUCCUGGUUAGGACUAAUAAAUAUAUAAAAUUCACACAAGUGGUGGUCAACUGGCCGUUUUCAGAGCGAAUAAUAAUGGAAAUUCUUUUAUUAGAUGUGAUAUAGUAAUAUUGCAUUUGAUGGCAUAUUGAAAGGAGAGAUGAGUCAAAUGUUAGUUAAGCUUUUGCUAAAUGUAAUACUGUUUUCUGUCUGUUCAUUUAGACUAAAAAGAACAUCGCGGAAAUUUUUGUCAACACUCAUCGAUCCGUCGUGCAUAUGUCAAACCGGAUGUUGUUAGAAAUGAAACGUCAUAAUUACGUCACGCCUACAAACUAUUUGGAACUUGUCUCUGGUUAUCAAAGGUACAGAAAAUGGAGUGAUCUGUCCAAUCUGACAAAAAAUGUUCUUAUAUUGACGAUCCUACUUUGCAAUUAGGUUGCUUACUAACUAAAGUUCUGGUAUAUUAUAGCUAUCUGAAUUUUCGGCAGGUAACUGUAAUUUAAGCGAAUGCAAACACAUUUUAGGUCCUUUAAAUUUAAAAAAACUUUUUAUACAAUUACAACAAUUUGUUUGAAAUUUAACCAGGUUCGUAUAUGAAUUGGGUUCUAAAUAGAAAAUGUCCAAAGAGGUUCAGUCUUAAAACCUAAGUUCAUAUACGCGGGAUUUUAUUCUAUUUUCAUAAGUUUCAUGCACUUUCUUUGUUUAUUUGUUUGUUUAACUUCAUUCGUGUACAUAUUAUGUUAUUUAGUUUGCUUUCUGAAAAACGUAAAGAACUGGGUGAUGCUGCAGCAAAGUUGAGAAAUGGUUUGGAUAAAAUUGAUGAAACCAGGGCAAAGGUACUGAAUCUCCGCGUCUAUUGGCCCAGGCGUAUUUUCAAAUGAAACGCGAUCAAGAUUUUCAGUCACUUACUUUUGAAAUCUGGGCAGUCGACCAACUCCAACGAAACUUGUUCCGUUUUACAGCUGAUAUUUCAAAACGAUAUUAUCGCAUAAAGCAGACCGCACUAAAUCUUCUUCAUAAGACUCUUUUGGAGCAUGACCAAUACUCGGGAAGUAUGACUUAUUUAAAAAUAAGUCAUACUUCCCGAGUACUGGUCAUACUCCGCUUUUGUUGUUUAUAUAUAUAGAUAUCUUGCGUAUUUUUUAAAAUUUGAACCAAUAUUCGGAAAAAAGGUAUAUAACCAAAUGAAAUCUUAUAGGAGCAGAAUUCCAGAUUUGAGGAAAAUUUUAUUCCACUUGUACCCACCAUACUCGAUAAGAACUGUUAAGGUUUGAACAAGGGCAGAACGUUGUUAGGAAGAUUAAUUGAGAAUUUAGGUUAAUACUGAUAUAUUUCAUAUCUUUGAUUUUAUACUAAUUUUAAUAUAUGGUUUUGCACAUAUUUAGGUUGAAUCAAUGUCAAUUGAACUAGAGGAGGCCAAGGUUAAAGUGGCGAAAUUUCAGAAAGAAUGUGAAGAAUAUCUGGUUGUAAUCGUACAACAAAAGAGAGAUGCAGAUGAACAGCAAAAAGUAAGUUUCAUACACAUCAUCAAGAUACGUAUUGAUUUCUGAUACUGAAACACACUGAAGGUUACUUCGUACGUGGAUCUUCCCAGACGAAGAUGCAGAGGGUCCAAACCUCAACCACCGUCAAAUAAAAUUAACAUCCUCGUUAAAAAGUAAUCAUCAAGCAUACAGUUCGUACUGAUAUUUUCAUUUUAGUAUUUGUGAUAUAAUUUGCGUUGGUGAUGGAGAGUGCACCCGCUCUAAAAAGAUACUCCUUUUAUCUGAAGUGCCUGUAUCUGCCCCUUGUGUAUUUAGUAUAUUAAGUUAUAAUGGUCUAUUAUCAAUGGUUACCCCCAUCGUGUAUUAACUAUCAUUUUUAAGUAUCUUGUCAGUGUUGGUCAUAUAGUGCCGUCGUCAUAAAUAAGUCCAUAAACAUUGUUUUCAUUUCUUCAGUUUGUAGCCGCACGUAGUGAGAAAAUUGGUGAAGAAGAAGAAAAAUGUCGUGUAAUGGCGGAGCAAGCCCAGCAUGAUUUGGAUGAAGCAUUACCUGCCCUGGCUGAAGCUAUGAAGGUAACAUUGUGAGCUACUGUGUAGCACCUGAUAGUCUGUUAUAAGAAAUUAAGUUCUGUAUGAAUAAUGUCGUGCAUGUUAUGGCAAGACAAGCUCAGCAUGAUUUCGAUAAAGCAUUAUGAAGAUAAUGCUAAGUAAUCUAUUAAGCAUUUGUUGACAAACUUGAAGACAUUGUAAUGUUCUCUCGAAUGUUUUCUCAUUUGUCGACAGACAUUAGGAAACAAAAUUUACUUCCCAAAAGGUGGAAGCGUUUCCUAACAUAUUCAGAAACAUAUUCUAUUUUUGUUGCCGACACAAUGUCCACUCUCGACAAAUAUAGCUAGUAAUCACUUUUCCGCAACAAUGUUGCUAGUUUGCCUAUGAAGCUUUAGAUCCAAGUCUGUGUUGGUGUGUGAGUGAGCCUGUACUUGUUUCACUAUCUCAUCUGAAUUCUAGCACCAUCAACCUAGCAUUACCAAAGUUUCAGAGUCAAUCUCCCCUCUUGGGUACUCGAAUUCUCUCCUAUACGUGCUAGCAAGUUAUUGUACUGGAACAGACUGAGUUUAAACUAUGUUCAACUGAGUUCAAACUUUGAUAAAACAACCACACAACUGCAACUAUAUUAUUUUUAAUACCUAUAUAUAGGCUCUGGAAGCAUUGAACAAGAAAGAUAUGACGGAAAUAAAGUCGUAUGGUCGACCACCGGCUUUAGUUGAAAGAGUAAUGGAAGCUGUGAUGAUCCUGCGAGGCAAUGAACCAACAUGGGCUGAGGCAAAGAGACAAUUAGGUAACAAUGAUAGAAUGUGUAGUGUAAAAUAUAAAACCGCUUUCUUUGGCUGGAAUUUAAGAAAUAGUUCUGUCUAUCUAUCGAGAUAUAGAAACAUUCGUGGAAGUUUAGCAACAUUUGUAUGAGCAGGGAAACGAGUCUGAACACAAAGGACGAGUUGUCAUUAAGACGCUGAGUCACUCAUUCUUGCAUUUUUUUAAAUUUCCUUGGGGGGGGGGGGCAGCUUUAGUAAGUGUGCAGUGUUAAAGGAUGUGUAUUUGAAAACGUCCUACCCUUGAAAAGACCCACCCAGAAGGAGAAUAUCAACCUGUUCUUAUGCCAAAUAGUUUAUUUUAAACCUUUGAUAAGAUCAGCUGUGGUGGACCAAGGGCCCAUCCCAUUUAAGAUUGGUCUUAAUGCACCAGGGCAUUCACAAGAUUUUUAUCUGAAGAAAAUACGUACAAUAAUACGUGGGCAGGGGAUCUUGCAUUAAUGUAUUCCUGGAAUAUAGAUUUAUUCCUCCUCGUACCGUAAUUCAUGCUUGGCUUCUUAACAAACUAUACAUUCCUUGCAUCAUGCUUUCAGGAGAACAGAAUUUUAUCAAGCAACUCAUCAACUUCGACAAAGACAAUAUGUCAGACAGAGUGUUAAAGAAAAUUGGAACAUAUUGUUCCCAAGCUGAUUUUCAACCUGAGAUCAUAGGUCGUGUUUCAUUGGCUGCUAAAUCAUUAUGUAUGUGGGUACGAGCUAUGGAAGUAUACGGUAGAAUAUACAGAGUUGUUGAACCCAAGAGACAGAGAUUGAAUCAAGCUACCAGUCAACUUAAAGAAAAACAAGCUAUACUCACGGAAGCCAAGGCAAAACUGAAAGAGGUAAUUUAUAAGGGAUAAAGUGGAUUACGCGAUAGUGUGAUGUGACAAAUGCUAUCGCCAAAAUGGCCAAAUCCACUAUAUCCAUCUUUUUCCUUGUAUGAAGGUGACCAUUAGUAUGUAGAAAUUGAAUAUUCACUCUUUCCAACAUUAGUAUGCUAUAUUUAAAGUAGGGAUUUUUCCUGAAAGUGUUUUUAAGUCAGCUGUAUAACAUUUAACCUCGAAUAUUUGAGAUCGUUAUUGACUAAUAUGUGUAUUUUGUGUCUCAGGUAACAGACAGAAUGGAGGACUUAAAGAGACAGUAUGAUGAAAAACUUGCACAAAAAGAAGAGUUAAGAAAGAAAGCGGAACUGACUGAAUUGAAACUAGACCGAGCGGGGAAGUUGGUGUCCGGAUUAGCUGGAGAAAGAGAUAGAUGGGAAGCUAGUGUCAAGGUACU
Paramuricea clavata is the source of this 24213-nucleotide messenger RNA. NCBI's taxonomy places the organism in Eukaryota, Metazoa, Cnidaria, Anthozoa, Malacalcyonacea, Plexauridae. The record is from the annotation of a GenBank genome assembly.